Messenger RNA from Antechinus flavipes (yellow-footed antechinus), 2670 nucleotides. It is a transcript of the gene CCN5, whose product is annotated as cellular communication network factor 5. The coding region runs from base 79 to 843 and encodes 254 amino acids. Lineage: Eukaryota; Metazoa; Chordata; Mammalia; Dasyuromorphia; Dasyuridae. The record is from RefSeq and is a predicted model, not a curated record. Gene Ontology annotation, biological process: signal transduction; cell adhesion. Gene Ontology annotation, molecular function: heparin binding; integrin binding. The transcript is spliced from 3 exons. Gene Ontology annotation, cellular component: extracellular region; extracellular matrix.
CACACACACUCACACUCACACUGCCGCCUUCCAGCUGCGAGGGGAAUGAUAUGGUGAAGCCAGAGAGCCGGGAGCACCAUGAGAACUCCACGGGAGAGGCCUCUCCUCGCGCUCUCUAUCCUCUGCCUCCUGUCUGAGGUGUAUGCUCAGCUCUGCCGGAUGCCAUGUACCUGUCCUUGGUUACCCCCACAUUGCCCUCCUGGGGCACCUCUGGUCCUGGAUGGUUGUGGCUGCUGCAGGGUGUGUGCUCGAAGGCUGGGGGAGCCCUGUGACCAACUAAAUAUCUGUGACCAGAGCCAGGGACUAGUUUGUAACUACAGUACCACCCUGGGAGACAGGAGAGGCACCUGUAACUUUCUAGAGGAUGAUGGCAGCUGUGAGGUGAAUGGGAGGAUCUAUCAAGAUGGGGAGAUCUUUCAGCCGAGUUGCAAGUUCCAAUGCCACUGCUCAGAUGGGGGCUUCACCUGCAUCCCCCUGUGUAGUGAGGAUGUGCGGCUGCCCACCUGGGACUGUCCCUACCCUAAACGAGUUGAUGUUCCUGGGAAGUGCUGCCAAGAAUGGGUCUGUGACCAGGGAGUCCAACCCAUCCCAGCAGCAGGUAAUGUACCAAACCCAGGGUCAGUCAAGUCUGACUCAGUACCUUCUAGUCUCCAUGUUCCACUUCAGUGCCACAUUCCUUCCCCUCUGUUCUCUGCUGUUCCCAAACUUUCCCAUUAUCUUAGCUCACACAGAAAGGUGUGGAGCAGUGACCACAAUGCUCCCUUUCUUUUGUUUUGUGGUAGUUUCCACUGUGAUUUUGUUAAACACCUAGAGUGUAUAAAGUUUAGUUGCUGGGAAAGAUAAAAAGUUUAGAUGAUGAUUACGAUGCUAAUAACAACAAUAGUAAGAAUUCUUAGCACAGCAAGGUUUACAAAGUACUUCCCUCACAGCAGUCUGUGAUAUGAAGUUGAGAAUGUAAGUGUGAUUUCCUCCAGUUUACCAAUUACCUCCAUGAUACCAAGACCAAGAAUGAUCAAGUGAUUUAUAUAAUUGUUAGGAUUUAGAAAAGGAACUUAGAAGUCAUUCAAUUCUAUUCCUUUCCAUCCAACCCUAAACAUUAUUCCAUUGCCUAGUAUGUGCCAGUUAAUGUGCUAGAUAGAUAUUGACAAAAGUAAAAAAAAAAAAAAAAACAACAAAAAACCAAACAAAACAAACAAAAAAAAACUCUUACCUAUAGGAUGGAGGAGUAAGGGAAAGGAAAAGAAAGAAAAAGAGAAGGUUCAGGGAAAGUUUUCAUGAGGAAGUGGCAUUUAGAUUGGAUCGUCAAUAUUUCAAUAAAUAGAAGGGCAAGGGGGACACUUCAGGCACAGGGAAGAUCAGUAAAGACCAUAGAUUUUUAGUUGGAAGAGACUUUAGAGGUCAAGUUCAAAUCCCUCAUUUUACAGAUAAGGAAAUUGAGGCUAGAAAGGUGAUGUAUCUUGUGUAGGUUCAUAUAAUUAAUAAAUAUUUGAAGUGAGAUUUGAACUCAAGUUGACCAAACUAUUAGUCUAUCUACUAUAGGAAUGUAGAAUUGGGAAAGAGUGAGUUAUGUAUGGAGGGGAUAGUAAAUAAUCUAAUAUGAUUGGAGCACAGAUUCUGGAGAAGGAUGUGAAAAUAAAUUUGAAAAGGCAGGAUGGAGGCUGAUUUGCAAAGGCCUUGAAUGUUAGAUUAAGUCAAACUGAGACCUGAGAAAGAUCUUAACUUAAAAAGGUCAAGGUCUCCUACUGCAUCUAGGACUAUUUGUUCUGAUCUAUAUCUUGCCACUAAAUCCAGAUAACUCUGGAGAACAAAGUGAGGCUGAUAACCUUGCAUAGCCUUCCCUCACCUAAAUCCAAUUUACUAGUAGAUUAUGGCAUCCCCUUUCUGAUAUCAUGGCUUUCUUUGAGAAGGAAGGACAAACAACAACAAGGAGAAGUUUAAAUUUUAUUUAGUGUGCAAUAGGAAGCCAGUAAAAGUUUCUGAGCAGAGGAGUAAUAGACAGAAUAGCUAUGCAUAAGGAAGAUAUUUAGUACUAUAUGAAAGAAAGAUUGGAGGGGGGGGUGACUAGAGGUAGAAAAUCUUAGUCUGAAACCAUUAUAAAGUUCAAGUAAAAGAUGAUUCCAUGGAGGUAAAGGAGAGGCAAAAGGCAAGAAAGCAGAGACUGGAUGAACUAGUGUAACUCUAUGUUCACUAACUCCUGCAAUCUUAAACUCUUCUAAAAUCCUCGCCACAUCCCUGAACAGAGAGGGACAGGGAAAGUCUGGUCAUAGAGCUGGGACUAAGCAUUUGAGCUUGAUCAGGUAUAAAAAUUUCCCCAUGUGUGAACCUGGUACCUGGAGGCUUUGAGCUUUUGACUAACAUGGAACAACACAAACAAUUUGACUUAUUCCAAAAUCAGUCCCUACAGCCCACGGAGAUGGAGAUUUUUCUGGUAUUAUAGAUAUUAAUGCAUCUCUCAUUGUGCUGUGUGGGGUGCCUACUCCUAGCUGGCUGCCUAUUAUCUCGUUCUGGUUCUUGCUGUCAAAAGUUGAGUUUCUAAGAAAUUGCUGAUGCAAUGUCUCAUGCUUCCUUCCUGGUCAGUGCCCCGGUUCCUGGGACCUCCAGCACCACUGUCCCCUCAAUUUGUCUGCCAGGAAUGGAGCACAUUGUGGGGCCCUUGUUCAGCUACCUGUG